ACACGGAGGGUUUGGGGGCCCCUGGUCUGAGCUGGCGCUGGCCCUGCGGCGGGCGCCGCGGGCCCCGCACAGCCGGAGUCGUCCCGCGGUGCCUCCAGCUCCCCGCCCCGUGGGAAUGGGGUGUUGCUCGGGGGAUGCUGACUCCCCUUCUCCUUCCUUUCUCCGAGUAGUAAGGAGGAAACAGGAAACCGUCCAGCGGGGGAGGGUGCCCGGGAAAGUCCCUCGCAGAGGAGGACCCAUCCUCUGGGCAUUCCCGCGCGAGCCCUGGGAAGAGCUGGUUGUGCUCUGGGAGUCCGUUCAGCCACCGCCGACCCAUUUAGAGCAGCUUUGUUUUCUGCCGCUGCCUUAAAACGAAACCUCGCCGGUCAUCGAUAUUCGUUAUUGAAUGUUACGGUCGCGUUUGUAGGCAAAGCAUUACAGUCGUUGCGACACGCCGAGACACGAGGCGGUCGAGGUUGCUUCAUACCUGGUAGCCUCUUACAGAAAAUGACCCAUUUUUGUUUGUUAGGAAGGUAAAGUUUAGUUUAUAACCAACGAUAACGCUCAAAGGAGGGCUUGGGUUGGUUAUUUUUGCAAGGAAGAGUUACACCAGCCGUAUGGUUGAGGCGGUGCGUAUUAGUCAUGAUUUCCUACUCGCAGGUGUGAGGAUGUUUGGGAACGUUCUCGCGCUGCGGAUGUGUCCUGUAACAGGGCGCUGGGGGGGUAAGCUUCAAACCAGUGCUGCUGCAAAACAAAAAUCAUCUCAAAAAAUGAAACUUGGGAAAGAGUGAAAGGAAAGCGGUUUAGCUCCCGAGCAUCACGCUACAGAUAGCAAUAGGCUCUUCUGUGGUUUCCUUAAAAAGAGACGGGAACCUUUUGAAAAACAGGAUGAUACGUCCAGUCUCAUUUGCUCUAAAAUGUUCUUCCUUAGACCACUGAAAACUUAAUUAUGGGGGGAGAUGGCACUGAAAUAAUUCACCUGAAAGUAGUUCUUUCAGAAGAAGAAUCAGACCAGUGUGUUUCUGUGGAUUUUGGGGCUACAGAGGGAAAAUGGCUUUAAAGGAUUUAAACAGUGCUCGCACCUUAAAAAAUUUGGGUUCUUGUUCAGGAGAAGUCCCGUGUAAACAGGAGUGACUUUGGCUUUGCUGAUCAUUUCAUGAGGCCUGCACAAAGUUUAGUGCUAACCAAAGCCUGCGUUACAUUUAUUUCCACUAUUACUAUCUUGGAUUAAUUAUUGUUGCCUUUUAUUUAGAUUGCAAGUCCAUGAAAUCUUUCGCACGGAGUAAGUAUUUUAAAUAAAGAUGUAUGAGAUUUCUAGGGCCCCGGCAGGUGUAAAAUCAAGGUUCGAGUACUCUUCUACCUCAAAUUUUGCACUUCUAGAACUGUUGAAUUUGGAGAAUUUAGUGUGCUUUAAGACAAAAUACUCCUAUUUGUCUUUUCUUGCCUGAAACUUCCACUGGCAGGUAAAUAUUUCUCAAAAAAAUUUGAGCACAGCCUCCUAUGCCUCUGCUAACGGCUCUGCUUUCCCAUGACCUGCAUUCAUGUAUGUCAUAUUCAGAUAAGAAGGAGGCACAACGCUGACUAAUGCCGCUUUUUUGGAAGGAAAAUGACAAAAGCUGUUUGAGACAGAAAUAGAAGUGCCAGCACUAAAUGAUGGAUGAACAGCCGGUAGCAAAGGUGGCAGCUCUAACGUUUCCUUGUAUUUAUGGAGUAUUGAAAUGACGAGUGUUAUCUGGAUUUGUUUCUCUAGGCUGAAUGCUUAUCUUCAGAUUCAGCAGUUCUCUGGGUCCCAGGACAGGGUGUAAGAGAGCGUACUGGUUUUGUUUAGCGCAAGUGAGUGUUGCUCCCUCCCCAGAGCUGUUGUCUGGAGCGUGGGGCAUGGCUGCGCCCCUCACCCACCCCCCUGCUUCCAGUCUGUUCCCAUAUUUUGUCUGACAGCACUUGCUCCUUAUUAACAUGACUAUAGCCUCUUUGUGCCCCCCGUCAGAAGAAAUCCUGCACCAGAAUAAAUUUCAGAGGUGACAGAUUGGAACGGUUUGACCAGAUGACGGCACACAAAUGUCUCUGAGAUCGGCAGCACCUGUGGCUUUGCACCACUUUGGCUUCGGCCCUGGGCAGGAGCAGUGGCUGGCACUGUUGCCUGCCGGCUUCUGGCUCGUCCUCUCUGGAUGUUGGGCUCUGGAGUGGAGAUGAGGGAUUACGUGUAGACUCUGGGAGGGAGAAGGCAGUGGCCGCAGUAAGCGGUUACCUGUCUUUGCGUGUCCCCGGAAGCUCAUAUUGGAGCCUAUACAAAAAUGUGAUACUCUGUUUCGUGGAAAGCAAAACAGUGUGAUGGUCCUUCCACAGGCAGUGCCAUGUCCACUGAGACUGGGGUCCAGACAGGAACCCACGGAAGCCAGGAACGCCGUCCCAGGCCAUGGGGGUAAAAGCACAUGGGUUUCUUUGAGGCCGUGUCUUGUCAGAGCACCUUCUAAGGUUUUUCCUCUCUUUCACCACAGGCUCUGACUACAGGUUGAUUUGGCAGGUGAUGGGAGGCAAAGUGGCAGAUACCUCUCUGCUCACCCGCUGCCAGGGGAACUUUUGUGGCCGCCAGGUUAACGCGUUCUCCAUAGAUCUGCCAGGCGCAGGACAGCACGGGGCAAAGCACCCCCACGGGAAGGUGCCAGGGGGGCCAGCUGCCUCCCAAGAAGGGCCAGGGCAUGCCGAGCCCCGGCGGCCACUUCGGGGUCUGCGGGCCGGAGUGCCUCAGCCCCCUGCCCUUCUCGGGGAGGCAGCUGGGCCCCCAGCCGCACGCUUCGCACGGGGCUUUUGACCCCAGCCGGGUGCCCCGCGGGUCUGCAGAGAGCCCCCCGGCCCUCCCCGGGCUGAGGCUCGCCCCGCUCGCCGUGACCCCGGCGAAUCCGGCGGGGAGCCCGCGGCCCCCGGGGACUCGGAGCCGGGGAAGACCUUUGCGUGAGGGCAGCGGGGCUCCCCCCGGCCCCCAGCAUCUGGGCGCCGGCCGCAGGGAGACGUCCAGGCUGGAGGGAUCGUCCCCGGCUGGGAGGAGCCAGCGGCUCCGCUGCUGUAAACAGUGCGGGCACCGCCAGCGGUUGGAAGAUGGAUAUAAAUAGGGAGGCGGAGGGGAGGCAGCCGGAGCGGAGGAGCGGGAGCUGCCUGCGCCUGCCUGCCCCUGCCUCUGCCGCCUGCAGCCGGGGUGCCCGGCAGCCCGGGUCGGGAGCUCCCGAGAGGCGGCGUACAAAGUUUGCGGCUCGGCGCUGCCGGGGAUAGGUACCCAUCCAGAGAAUUAAAAGUCCUGAAGAAUGGCUCUACCUACCUCCAAGUAUCUGGCUGAAAAUUUCAUUUUUCUUCUGUUUGUAAUCUCUUCUGUAAGCACAGCAGAAGCAGCUGUCGCGUGUCCUGAUAAGGAUCCUGAGUUAGAAAUCUGGAACCCAGGUCACAACGAAGAAAACCGCAUUGAAAUCCAUAACGGCAGGAAGCUCCUUCUCUCUUCUUCUGCAACCGUCCACUCUAUCCACAUCACUGAUGGAGGAAAACUGGUCAUUAAAGAUGAUAUGAAGCCUAUCAUUUUGCGUACUAGACAUAUACUUAUUGAAGACGGUGGAGAGUUACAUAUCGGCAGUGAGAUGUGCCCUUACCAAAGCAAUGUGGCUAUCAUCUUAUAUGGGCGAGCGGAUGACGGCAGCCAGCCGAAUCCCUACUUUGGGCAGAAGUAUCUUGGAGUAAGUAAGGGUGGCACUCUUGAGAUCCAUGGAAAGAAGAAGCUGUCCUGGACUUUCUUAAACAAGACUCUUCAUCCUGGUGGCAUGGAAGAAGGUGGAUAUUACUUUGAAAGGAGCUGGGGCCAUCGGGGUGUCAUUGUCCAUGUCAUUGACCCAAAGACGGGGGCAGUUGUCCAUUCAGAUCGGUUUGAUACGUACAGAGCAAAAGAGGAAAGCAUACGUCUUGCCCGGUAUUUGGGCAGAGUUGCAAAUGGCAUGAUCCUGUCGGUUGCAGUGAACGAUGAAGGAUCUAGAAACUUGGAUGACUCGGCCAGGAAAGCAAUGACCAAACUGGGCAGCAAGCAUUUCCUCAACCUUGGGUUUAGGCACCCAUGGAGUUUUAUUACCGUUAAAGGAAAUCCCUCCUCUUCUGUUGAAGACCACAUUGAAUAUCAAGGUCACAAAGGGUCAGCUGUGGCCAAAGUAUUCAAACUAUUCAAAGCUGAGAAUGGAGAACAUUUUAACGUCUCUUCGACUAGCGAGUGGGUUCAAGAUGUCGAAUGGACAGAGUGGUUUGAGAAGCCUGAUAAAGCGAGAUCUAAGGACAUGGAGAAGCUUUCUGACUUCAAAGCUGCUCAUCCUGAUAAAAUCUGUAGGCAACCCUUUGACAUCCAGGCAAUGACGCUUGAUGGAGCUAAUUUAACAACUGAGGUUUUCUACAAGAGCGGCCACGAUUACAGGUUUCUGUGCCAUGGCAAGGACCAGACGGGUGAGGGCUGCCAGAACUACAGAGUACGGUUCCUGUGUGGCAGAUCUGUGAAACCAAAGCUUACGGUAACCAUUGACACCAAUGUGAACAGCACAGUCCUGAAUCUGGUGGAUGACGCGAGCUCAUGGAAACCCGGAGACAGGCUGGUGGUUGCAAGCACUGACUACUCCAUGUACCAGGCAGAGGAGUUCCAAGUACUGCCGUGCAGAGCCUGCAGACCCACCCAGGUCAAGGUAGCAGGGAAAGCAACGUACCUCCACAUUGGCGAAGUCGUUGAUGGUGUUGACAUGCGGGCAGAAGUGGGGCUGCUGAGCCGCAACGUUGUGGUGAUGGGCGAGGUGGAGGGCCGGUGCUAUGAGUACAGCAGCAAGUUAUGCUCCUUCUUUGAUUUCGACACCUUUGGGGGACACAUCAAGAUUGCUCUUAAUUUUAAGGCUACUCAUAUUGAAGGUCUAGAACUGAAAUAUAUGGGCCAGCAGACAAUGGGACAUUACCCAAUUCACUUCCAUAUGGCUGGAGAUGUGGAUGAGAAAGGAGGCUACAACCCUCCAACGUACGUGAAGGAUGUCUCCAUCCACCAUACCUUCUCCCGCUGCGUCACAGUCCAUGGAUCCAAUGGCUUACUGGUGAAGGAUGUUGUGGGUUAUGACGCACUGGGCCAUUGCUUCUUUACGGAGGAUGGACCAGAAGAGCGCAACACAUUUGAUCACUGCCUUGGACUGCUUGUUAAACCUAGCACUCUGCUCCCCUCCGACCGGGACAGCAAGAUGUGCAAGCUGAUCACAGAGGGUGCUUACCCUGGGUACAUCCCUAAACCCAGGCAGGACUGCAGCGCUGUAUCCACCUUCUGGAUAGCCAACCCACACAACAACCUUAUAAACUGUGCAGCUGCGGGAUCUGAAGAAACAGGCUUUUGGUUUGUUCUGCACCACGUGCCGACGGGGCCCUCAGCGGGCAUGUAUUCCCCCGGCUACUCGGAGCACAUGCCGAUGGGAAAAUUCUCCAACAACCGUGCACAUUCCAACUACCGGGCUGGAAUGAUCAUUGAUAAUGGCGUUAAAACCACUCCAGCCUCCGCCAAGGACAAAAGACCUAUCCUGACACUGAUUUCUGGGAGGUACAGCCCACACAAGGAUGCUGAUCCUUUGAAGCCCAGGGAACCUGCAAUAAUUGAGCGCUUUAUUGCCUACAAGAAUCAGGAUCACGGGGCCUGGCUGCGGGGUGGAGAUGUGUGGCUGGACAACUGCCAGUUUGCUGACAAUGGCAUCGGCCUGACCUUGGCAAGUGGUGGGACUUUCCCUCAUGAUGACGGCUCAAAGCAAGAAAUCAAGAACAGCCUGUUUGUUGGUGAGAGUGGAAACCUGGGCACGGAGACGAUAGACAACGAGAUCUGGGGACCUGGAGGUCUGGAUCACAGAGGAAGGACCCUGCCCAUCGGCCCGGAUUUUCCCAUUCGAGGGAUUCAGUUCUACGACGGGCCGAUCAAUGUCCAGAACUGCACCUUCCGCAAAUUCGCUGCCCUGGACGGCCGGCACACGAGUGCCCUGGCCUUCCGGCUCAAUAACGCCUGGCAGAGCUGCCCCAACAACAAUGUCACCGACAUUCAUUUUGAAGACGUCCCUAUUACCUCAAGGGUCUUCUUUGGAGAACCUGGUCCCUGGUUCAAUGGUCUGGAUAUGGAUGGUGAUAAAACAUCAGUUUUUCAUGAUGUAGAUGGUUCUGUGUCAGAAUAUCCAGGCUCAUACCUGAUAAAAGAAGAUAACUGGUUAAUCAAGCACCCCGACUGCAUUGACAUGCCCGAUUGGAGAGGUUCCAUCUGCAGUGGACACUUUGCACAGAUAUACAUCCAAGCCUACAAGCCAGCUAACCUGAAAAUGAAAAUAAUAAAAAAUGACUACCACGAUCACCCACUCUACUUGGAAGGGGCUUUGAGCAAAAGCACUCAUUACCAACAGUAUCAGCCUGUUAUAACUCUGAGGAAAGGCUACACCAUCCACUGGGACAAGACAGCCCCUGAAGAACUGGCCAUAUGGCUCAUCAACUUCAACAAGAACGACUGGAUCCAAGUAGGGUUUUGCUAUCCUAAAGGGACGACAUUUUCCAUUCUCUCAGACAUCCACAAUCGUCUUUUGAAGAAAACAUACAAAACUGGAACCUUCUAUAGAACCUCUCAAAUGGAGAAAUUGGAGCACAGAUAUCCUAGCAAAGGAUACUACUACUGGGAUGAGGACACCGGGCUGCUGUUUCUGAAACUCAAAGCUCAAAAUGAGAAGGAGAAAUUUGCUUUCUGCUCUGUCAAGGGCUGUGAACGAAUAAGGAUCAAAGCUGUGAUCCCAAAGACGGCUGGCGUCAGCGACUGUGAAGCCAUGGCCUAUCCCAAGUACAUUGAGACACCAAUAGUAGAAGUGCCAAUGCCUAAGAAGCUCUCUAGUACACAACUGAAGACUAAGGACCACCUACUAGAAGUGAAAAUAGAAACUUAUAAGAAACAGUACUUCCACCUAAAGGAUGACUUCGCAUACACUGAGGUUGAUGGUGUCAGGUUUUUCCUCACUGAUGAGGGUAUCCAACUGGUUGUGAUUGAUGGACAUCAUGGAAACGUUGUCGAUCGAGUAACUUUCAAAAACUCAAUUCUACAGGGAAUCCCAGCACAGAUAGAAAAUUAUGUCAACAGCAUCAAAGAUCACUCCAUAGUGCUGGUGACAUCUAAAGGAAGAUUCAUUUCAAGAGGACCAUGGACUAAAGUACUGGAGAAACUUGGAGCAGAAGAGGGUUUUAGGUUAAAAGAAAAAAUGGCUUUUGUUGGCUUCAAAGGAAGCUUCCGCCCUGUCUGGGUGAAACUGGUCACUAAUGAGGACUCAGCUAAAAUCUAUCAAGCACUGCCAAUUCCUGUGGUGAAGAAAAUGAAACUAUGAGGACACACUGCUUUGCCUUCUGGCUGCCAGCACUGCCCCCAUGGGAUGGACUACUGACUGCUCACCGCAGGCACCUUGCCAGCCUGCUCCAGAGGUGUAGCAUUUUGUUGUUGUUGUUGUUGUUGUUCAAAAAGAAAUCUUACUGUAAGUAGCUAGAGUGGCCACAUGUGACAGAAAAGCCUUCCUCUGUGAUCAGCGUAUAUUCUGUGAUCACCAGCUCCUCACCGGUUGACUUGCUCACCGAUGCCAUGUUGACUCUCAUGUUACUAAGCAAGGUUUGACCUAUUUUAUAAGGUGCUGGUUUUAUCAGCACCCCUGUGACAGACUAACUUAUGUGUUGCCUCUUGAAGGGGGAGUUCUAGGUCUGAAGGCCAUUGAGGAUUAUUGCUUUUACCAGCCUCUAAGUUGUCCAAACACUUUUUCUUUUCUAUAGUGUAACUAGCUGCUCACAUAAACAUGGAAUGCCUAUUCAAAGGUUGGUUGAAAAUCUAAGGCAGAAAGAGUAUAUUUGAAUGAUUACCUAGACGCUGGGAAACAUAAUUGGACAGAAAGAAUUUAUCCUAAAGCUUCUAUGAUGUUUGAUCAAGCUCUUUGGGAUCUGUGUUGUACACGCUAACCCACAGCACAUAGUUGGGGAAGAUAUGAGAGAAGGAGCAGAUAAAACAUGCCAAUCGAGACUGAUGAAACCACAUAUUUCUGCUUGCUCAGAAAACUGUGUUUCUCCUAUGGAUCAAGUUUUUUUAACAGUGGUUGCUCAAAUAGGAAGUUUUCCUUCAACAAGUAGCUGUAGGCUAGAAGGAAAGCAAUGUCAAUUAGCACAUACAUUUUCUCAGCCUUUCCCAUACAGUACCUCUGUAUAAUAAUGUUCAGAAUCAGCCUGGAGGGUUUAUGGUAGCCAGUCAAAGCCAUUCUGUUCAAGGCUUCCAGUUUUUAACUGGGAUUACUGGGACUUAACCUUAUUCAACCUCAAAUAGGGUGAGCGGCCCUCGCCUUUCCAGGGAGGUCAGAGGGAACGGGAUCAGACUGCUCUGCUGUGUGUUGCUUUCUGAUCCUGUCCUCAGGCUGAAGGGCAUGAGCAUCUUGGUCCUCCUGGAAGAGUUAUGUGAGAUCUGGAUGGAAGGUGACAGAGGUCUUACCAAGUAGCUGAAGAAUUACAGUGGGAAUGCCCAUACACUAGUUGUUGGAUGUCUUGUACCUCCUUUCCCCCUUCUUCAAAGCAAUAUCUGGGUAAUGAAGGCAGAUCAGCAUGAAUCAAGACUCCUACAGGGACAUCUCUUGAAGCUGGGAAAUUAAACGUUAUCUUGUAAAACAUUGUAAGCACUUCUAGUGUUCAGUGAUAGUUCUGUCUGUUGCUCAGAAAUGCCAUGAAGGCGUCUCUGGAGGCUGUGGCUACUCUAAGAAAUCUAAGCAGGGCGGGGGGGAGGGAAGCAGUAAAAGAUAGGAUGACAAGCUUUUCAAAGCACAUAGAAUGUCAAUUUUGCCAAUAAUAUCUGGGUUUGUUUCCCACUUUGUCUCUGCCUGUCCCCAUUGCUACAGAAAUUAUUCAAGUUGCUGAUGGUUACUUCGUUUUGCUCUGUUUUAAUUCAAGCUCAUGUAAUUAAGUUGCUUUUUUUCCAUAGUAUCCAAAAUGCUAUGUUGCAGCUAGAAUGAAAGAGCAAGGAUUUUGUGUGUCAUUCCAAAGGCUGGGCAGGUGUUGCACUCUAUAAGCCUGAUUUAGAUCGAUUGCUCUGAAAGUCAAAGCAACCAUGAGCAAAAUUUAGACAGUACUGUAGGUUACAUUCCCCUCAAGCCUCUCCUGGAUUUUGAAACUGGAAAUGUUCUUUUCAGUCUGAUUAUAUAGUUGUUUUGAACUCGCUGAAUGUCAUGUGUAUUGUAUUUAAAAAAAAAAAAAAAAGCCAAGCUUUCCCUCGCUUGCUUCACAACAAGAGUCUGUUAAUGAAUGCUCUUUAGGCAUUUGUGCCGUUUCCAGCAUGAAUGGGCAACACUUGUAAAAGGCAAGUAAGGUGGGUUGUUUUUUCCCCCAGUGUCUUACGAUGGUUUGGGGAUUUCACAAACUAUUCCUCGAAGAAGUCAGUCUCAUUUGUUCAACCAGUUCACAGUUCAACCAUGAUUAUCCAAACAUCGUUUAUCUGAUGUUCUCUGAUAGCCAAAACAAAGCCAGAUCCCUGAAGUUGAGCAAACAGAGCAAAAAUAAGUCCCUUGAGUACGUUAGUCUGGCUUAUCUAAACCUCUUCACUGUCCUGAGGAAAUUCUGUUGAUAUCAUUGCACUGGUGUUAGUGGAACAUACUUGCUCCCAAGACAUGGACCAAAGCAGGAGUAUUUCUUUCAUGAGCACUUAACAAACUGUGGGCAGGAAAGCUGGGCUCAGAAUGUACCUGGUUUGGGAUUUGGCUUUGUAUGACCCUCGGGGCAGGGGUUGCCCUCUGCGGUGCACUGCUUCACUGGGCCUCUAGCGAGUUCCCUUCUCCUGCUCUCUGUCAUCGUGUAAAUGCCUGGGAGGCAUUGUUCAGCUUCUGAGAGCAUGCUGCCUUUGUGCUGAAGGGCAGCUUCUGAUUUUACUAUUUUGGGAAUUCUCAGGGUGAAAUCAUAAGACUUGGCUCUAGGAAAAAAUUUUUUUUCUUUCCUAAAAAAAUCUCAUCUUAUUAAGAGAAGAAAACUUUUAAGUAGCUUGUUCUAUCAUGCAAAGCUUGUCACAUGGGCCUGUUUUGGAGCUAGGGUGGGUCUCACGCUGUGAAUGGGGAGUACAGGAUCGCUGCAGGCUGUAAGCCUGAGGGAUAACAGAGCAUCCUAGCAGUGUAGUGGGGCAGCCACACCUGUGAAAUGCAAAGGGCUCCCAUCCACCUUUACGGGAUGAAGUCACUGUGUUGCUCUGAAGACAGAAUGAAGCCUAAUACCAUCGCCAGUCAGCAAUAGUUUUGUGCCAUAUGAUUACUUUUUUAUCUUUGACUGUUCUAGAAAUGCACGUGCACAUUUUCAGUAGUGAAUUACCUGACUGCUUGUUCUUUGUACAUCCUGUACAGUCCCUGCACAAGCUGCAGUUACCCUCUUUGUAAGGUUUCAUUACUGCAAAUGUUUCCAUGUUUGCCUACGCAAUUGCCAUCGGUAGAGUGGGGGUUUUUUUGAUUGCAUUUUGUUUGUUUGUCUAUUUGUUUGGAUGUUUGGGUUUUUUGCCUCUGUUCAAAUGCUUGUUUUACCUGUCGCCGAAACAGCUGGUCCUUUUUCGGAAUUAGAUGUUUGUACAUUUUCUUAUAGACUUUCCAAUGAAAAAAGAUAUAUUUUCUAUUAAUUUAUUACAAUGGCACUAAGACAACUAAAUUGCAGACAUAUGAAGCAUUUUUGCUGGAGUUUAUCAUUGUCCAGGUUGUUAAGGAGGUUGGCAAUAUGUCUUUUCUGAUAAUCUGCUUUGCACUUGAAAGCUCUCUAUGUCCGCAGACCGUGGUAAUGCAUUGACUGGUUUAUGAUGACGAGCUCUUGGGACGUUGGUUCCAACAGAUUGUGGCUUACAACUGAAAUAACAUGUAGUUGUUUGGAGUACACAAUGUUUAUCAAAAUAAAUAUUCAAUGCAAAUUUCUUAUUUUA
Aquila chrysaetos chrysaetos is the source of this 10942-nucleotide messenger RNA. RefSeq names its product cell migration inducing hyaluronidase 1 (gene CEMIP). The coding region runs from base 3279 to 7361 and encodes 1360 amino acids. The transcript has 29 exons. Lineage: Eukaryota; Metazoa; Chordata; Aves; Accipitriformes; Accipitridae. The record is from RefSeq and is a predicted model, not a curated record.